GCUAUAUACCGCCAUAUUGUUUGCGGCAGUCGCGUACGUAAUUGGUUUGUCUCGUACAUAAUCUCGUCAAGUUUUUCUCUCGUCCAGUGAGCCCCAUUGGGAAAGUUUGCAAACAUUUCGCGAAAAAGCAACAUGAAGAAAACUAAGGACGUCUCAGACGAGGAUGAAUAUUCCGCGGAUGAUCCGGAAGAAGUGGAAGGAGCCUCUGAAGAAGAGUGGACUCCUGAGGCCGGAGCUGAAAGUGGUGCUAAAAAAAGGCCACAAAGAGAAGUUGCUAAAAAACGGCAACAUUCAGAAGAAGAAGAAGAUGAAGAAGAAGAAGAAGAUGAUGAAGAAGAUGAAGAAGAAGAUGAAGAAUCUGAUUCAGACACAGGAAAAAAACCUAAAAGAAAAAGACGGUCUAAAAAAGAAGAAGAUGAAAAAGAAGAUGAAGAUGAAGAAGAUUCUGAUGAUAACAGCUAUAACGAAUCAUCAGGAGAGACGCCAAAAGAUUUUACUUCUGGUGCAUUCGUUGUUGCAAAAGCUGAUAUUGGAAAUACAGAUGGUGGAAAUACGGAUCCAACAUUAUGGAGGAUAGAUGGAAAAGCAUUACUUCAAAAAUUUUUACCUUUUAAAGAAGAUGGAAAAACGUUAUACAAAAGCACAUCGACGUAUUCAGGAUGGUCGGUAAAUAACAAAGAUAAAUACUUGGCUGCACAAGUUACUUUCAAAGUGCAAAGUAGAACAGAAACCAUUGUUGAACUUCACCUUGAUCAACAUCAACAGGAAGUUGUAAAAGAAGAAAAAGAAGACUAUAUGCUAAGGAAGAAUACAUCUACAUUCACAGAUACUGAAUCAAAAGAUUCACUAGUUUCUUGUUGCUGCUUCAUAAAAUCAUUAAUAGCUAUGCCUUUUAACUUUGAUGGCUGUAAAAAUCUUUUUGGUAUGCGAGAAAAGGAACCAUUUUCUUGUGGACUAUUUGAACAACCACCAAAUCCAAGACCAAGUAAUCUUGUUGUAUUAAUUGAUGUAUUAGGAACAUUGAUAGGUGCAGAUUUAGUCAUGGUUAAUUGUUUUGUUCCUGUAGGAUAUGGAAUAUCCUUAGGCUCACUUGAAAUGUCAUCUCACGGAAAGAAAAACAGAAAACGAAUACUAACAAGGCGACCACGACACGUUGUUGGAAAAGAAGAAAAAUACCGUCAAGAAAGAGAUAAAUCCGAUAAGGAAGAUGAAGUAUCAGAACAAGAAGAAAAUGUGUGGUCCCCCUCUUUUCCUGUUGCUAUGUGGGAUCUCGAACAUUGCGAUCCUAAAAAAUGUUCCGGUAGAAAAUUAGUUAGACAUGGCUUAGUAAAAAUAUUAAGGUUAGGAGCUCGAUUUUCAGGAUUAGUUCUUACACCUAUUGGUCAAAAGUGUGUGAGUCCAACAGAUCGUGAUAUUAUAAAAGAUUAUGGUUGUGCAGUCGUCGAUUGUAGUUGGGCACGUUUGGAUGAUACUCCAUUUAGUAGAAUGAGAACUUCCAAUCCGCGUCUUUUACCGUUUCUAGUUGCUGCAAAUCCAAUAAAUUAUGGAAAACCUUGUCAAUUAAGUUGUGUAGAAGCUAUAGCUGCUACUUUAAUUAUAACAGGUUUUCCCGAAGAAGCAAAAUUUUAUCUCGGAAAAUUCUCUUGGGGUCACUCAUUUUUAGAAUUGAAUGACGAAUUGUUAAAAACAUAUUCACUUUGUACAAAUGCAGAAGAGAUUAUAUCUGCGCAAGAAAAAUUUCUCGUUAAUGCGAGAGAAGAAAAAUUAAAUAAACAUGCUAUUUCAGAUUUUCCACCAGCUAUUUCAGAUUCAGAAACAGAAGAAGAAAAAGAAGAAUCAGUAUCCAUAAAUAUUAUUUCUGAAAUAGAUGAACAAAUAAAAAAUAUAAAUAUAAUAUAAAAAUGA
Apis laboriosa (Himalayan honeybee) is the source of this 1905-nucleotide messenger RNA. RefSeq lists its product as uncharacterized. Gene Ontology annotation, molecular function: rRNA small subunit aminocarboxypropyltransferase activity. The transcript is spliced from 12 exons. The record is from RefSeq and is a predicted model, not a curated record. Bases 133 to 1899 code for a protein of 588 amino acids. Lineage: Eukaryota; Metazoa; Arthropoda; Insecta; Hymenoptera; Apidae. Gene Ontology annotation, biological process: maturation of SSU-rRNA.